Messenger RNA from Spea bombifrons (plains spadefoot toad), 600 nucleotides. Its product is annotated as avidin-like. Bases 36 to 455 code for a protein of 139 amino acids. Gene Ontology annotation, molecular function: biotin binding. The transcript is spliced from 4 exons. The record is from RefSeq and is a predicted model, not a curated record. Lineage: Eukaryota; Metazoa; Chordata; Amphibia; Anura; Pelobatidae.
GACACAGUUUUCCCUCAGCUCCUCGAGUCUCCAGAAUGAAGAUGAUUCAGGUCUUAGGACUUGUUCUCCUCUCCAUCUGUGUCUCCACGGGCACUGGGUGUUCUGUAAACGGUCGUUGGAAGAAUGAACUAGGCUCUAAUAUGACCAUAUUUCAAGUAUCUAAUGACGGAAGCUUUAACGGAACUUACCUGACUGCCGUGUCAGACGCAUCUCAGAACAUCAUACAAUCCCCUCUUGUGGGUUGGCAACAAUACUCUACGCAUCCCACAUUUGGAUUUACUGUGCAAUGGAAAUUUACAAAUACAACAACGGUCUUUACGGGUCAGUGUUUUGUGACCUCAACAGGAGAGAAAGUCCUGCAUACAACAUGGCUACUGAGGUCAAUUGCCAAUACAGAAGCAGACAACUGGGGGGCAACAAGAGUUGGUGUCAAUACGUUUACCCCGAUCAAAUAAAGAAGAGAAAAGGAAGAGGACUGUAUGAUUAUUCGUAUCUCUUUAGCUGUCUCUGCCAUCCGCGACACAAUUACAUGUAUCUGAUUUGCUGCAUGGCUUGCUUUUUCUGGUAUUUUACACAAUAAAGAAUCAUUCUGCAUGCAAA